AUGUUGGAUUUCUUCCACAGAGCCCCAAACGAGGACUGCUGGUACAAGUUUCUGGAGCCCAUCUUGCCGUACAUCCGCAACAUCAUCCCCGCCUCUGUUGCGUGCGACUUGCUCGACAUAUUUCUGACGGAUCCGGGAAGCUCGCUGUUUCGUGUUGCGUCCCCCUAUAUCCUGACUAGGGUCUUUCGUAAAAAGUCCAUUGUGCACCCGACGAACCCCAGAUACACCACCCCGGCGCUGCUGGCGACCAUACUCUGGUGUGUAGCACAGACUGCCGAUGUCAUGAUGCUGCAUGUCCCGGGCUCCAGGGCCAAGGUUGUCAACGAUCUCUACGACCUAGCAACGUCCCUGAUAUCCGAGCGUGACCCGGACCGGUGGCGACGAAUUCAUGGUGGUCUGCGUGCAGAAAAUGAAGCACCUCACCCUCGGCUUCCUAAUGCGCCGACAAUGCCAAAGACAACAGUCAACAACGAGCCAGCGGGCGAGAUCGAUGAUGUUCUCACCUUCAUCCUCCUCUCCAUUGCCGUCUCGGGCUCCGAUUUCAAGUCGGACUGCUACAAGUGGUGGUCCAAGGCAACGCGACUUGCCUUUGCGCUGGGCCUCAACCGAGAGGACGAGCAAUGCGCCGGACCCGUGACGCCCUGCGCGAAUCCUCUCUGCUCGUGUCGAAAAGAGCAGGAUGGUAGCUUGUACAAUCUCGAGCUGCGAGAAGAGCGCCGGCGAGUCUUUUGGCUUCUCUAUGCCUUGGACCGGCACUUGGCCCUGUCUUUCAACUCUGCCCUUACCAUCCCUGACUCGUACUGCGAAGUCUACUCACCUCUUCCCGAAGCCAUCUGGGAGAACCUCGACACGAUUUCGCCCAGUGAGAUUCCCGCCCGAAGAAUCGGACCGCCCACGACUGCCUCUGGAUCUGCAUUUUUCGAGUACUUUUUACCCCUCAUGGCGAUACUAGGCGACAUUAUAGAGGUCCAUCAUCGGCGCCGUCACCCGAGACUCGGAGGCCUCGACGAUUCACACUCCGUGGCCGUCGUUCAGGGGCUGCUUUCGGCCUACGAAAUGAGUCUCGCCGCGCUGUCACCAGACGGCGACGACAACGGCACCAUGCCCCUGCCUAUUCACACGCCCAAAGGGAUCGUUGCCGGAAUGCCUUCCAGGCCAUCCAUUUCCCAUCCACACCCGUCCGCAGCCCCUUACAACGCAGGCGAUCCCUCCAAGAUGCGGCUGGCAAAGGCCUAUAGCACGCACAUCUUGCACGUGCUGCACGUGCUGCUCCAUGGAAAAUGGGAUGCCAUCUCCAUGCUGGACGACGGCGACGAUUGGAUCACGUCCAAAAGGUUCAACGAAUGCGCGUCGCAUGCCAUUUCUGCGUCGCAGUCCGUCUCGACUAUCUUGACUAUCGAUCCGGAACUGACCUUCAUGUCCUAUCUCUUCGGGAUCUAUCUGCUGCAGGGGAGUUUCAUUCUUUUGCUCUUCGCGGACAGGAUGCCGCAGCUUGGUCCCAACGAGUCGGUUGCGCAGGCGUGUGAGACCAUUAUUCGAGCUCACGAGGUGUGCGUUGUGACGCUGAGCACAGAAUUCCAGAAAAACUUUCGUACCGUUUUGCGAUCUACGCUUUAUAGUGUUCAAGGUGCAGGAACUACGAAUUGGGACGAGCAUCGUUCACGACGCAGAGCUUUGUCGCUGUAUAGAUGGACAAAGGGGGCCAAGGGACUGGCAUUGUGA
Molecule: messenger RNA, 1722 nt
Organism: Trichoderma reesei QM6a
Lineage: Eukaryota; Fungi; Ascomycota; Sordariomycetes; Hypocreales; Hypocreaceae
Exons: 4
Coding region: 1-1722 (573 amino acids)
Biological process (GO): DNA-templated transcription
Molecular function (GO): zinc ion binding; DNA binding
Source: RefSeq, a predicted model, not a curated record